Messenger RNA from Microdochium trichocladiopsis, 3208 nucleotides. Its product is annotated as fungal-specific transcription factor domain-containing protein. The transcript is spliced from 6 exons. Gene Ontology annotation, biological process: regulation of DNA-templated transcription; DNA-templated transcription. NCBI's taxonomy places the organism in Eukaryota, Fungi, Ascomycota, Sordariomycetes, Xylariales, Microdochiaceae. The record is from RefSeq and is a predicted model, not a curated record. Gene Ontology annotation, molecular function: zinc ion binding; DNA-binding transcription factor activity, RNA polymerase II-specific; DNA binding. Bases 307 to 2985 code for a protein of 892 amino acids.
CACCUGCAUCGCAUUUCCUCGUCCCCAGCUCCCUUUUUGCGUCUUCAUGACCUCAACACCACACUCCUCCCGCCUCCUGCCAGGUUGCAGGCCCGCCCCGAAUACGCGCACGCCACCAUUCUGAGUGCCUCCUGCUGCUGCCGAGACCAGCUCGCUUCUGACGACGAACCUCCAAGGGACUUGCUCGCUGCCGGCAUCCACUGCCGCAGCCCCAGAACACCCCCAGGCAGUAGUAGUGCUGCCAUCCACGACAGUCAGGUCGUGCGCCUCCACAACACUGCACAACGACAACGAACCUACACAGCGAUGGAACACUUGAACUCUGCGUCCUUUCACAUGCAGGGCAUGGCCCCGCCGCCGCUUCUCAACCAGCCGCCCCAGAUCUUUGGGGGCUACGGCCACGAGAGCAUGCCCAUGCUGCCACCGGAUAUUGCAGCGCAGCUCGGCUUCGACCCCUCACUCUUUGACGAUGUCAACGAUCCCAAGAGGAGAAGGAUUGCGAGGGCCUGCGACAUGUGUCGCAAGAAGAAGAUCAAGUGUGACGGCAAGAUGCCUUCAUGUACUCACUGUAUCAAUUACAAGACGGAAUGUGUCUUCACACAGGUGGAAAAGAAGAGGACGCCUCCAAAAGGUGCCAAGUAUAUCGAAGGUAUAGAAAACAGGCUUCAGCGCAUGGAAAACAUCCUGCGAUUGUCAGGCCUUCUCGAGGAUGAGGAUGGUGAAAUCGACCUGGCUACUUUGGAGAAGCGGCUCGAGGAGAAACAUGGCCAUACGCGGCAGGAGUCGCAUCUUACGACAGACUCGCAUACUCCUUCAAGAACGCCGUCCUUGCACGACAGCAAUGCCAUCACGCCACAGAGUACUUUGGCAUCGCCAGAGCACACUGCCGAGCAUGAGCAGAGCCGGAGAAACUCGGUCCAGCCCAUCAAGAAGGAGUCCGCAGAGAGCGUGGAGGCCUUGUCAGAGAUGAUGUGUUCGCUGGUAACAAACAAUGCUGGCGAAACUAGAUAUAUAGGAUCAUCCUCUGGCUUUUCCAUAUUCUCACCGAAGGGAAUCCAAUGGGUGAACGAGCGCACAGGCGAUUGCUCCUUCCAAGAAAUGAUCUCGGAAGUCUCUAUCGACGAUCACAAAUGGACCCAUUGGAAGCCAGAUGUCUUUGCCGACCUCUUCCGGCGGCCGGUUUAUCGCCCGCUGCCUCCCAAGGCAGAAGCAGUGUCACUCCUCACAGACUUUUUCGAGAACUUCAACUGCAUCUUUCCCCUUUUCCACCAACCAACUUUCAUGCAUCUUGUCGAAAGACAAUACUCGAGUGACCCAUACCAAGGAUCUGGGUGGUGGGCCAGUCUCAACUGUGCCUUGGCCAUUGCGCAUCGUCUUCGUGUGAUGAGCAAUCUUGUGCCGAAAGAGGACGACGACAAAGCUUGGGCGUAUUUGAAGAACGCCAUGGGAGUGUUCGCGGAACUGACGAUGCGGAACGGCGACCUGCUGUCCGUCCAGGCCCUCCUGGGCAUGGCCCUGUUCAUGCAAGGCACUCCGAAUCCGCAGCCGUCCUUCGUGCUCAUCGCCGCUGCGAUUCGACUCUCACACAGUAUCGGUCUCCACAAGAAAGGCAGCGGUUUCAAUUUGAACCCCAUCGAGACAGAGCAGCGGAAGCGAGUCUACUGGAUUGCGUAUCUGCUCGACAAGGACCUAUGUCUCAGGUCUGGGAGACCACCAGCACAAGACGACGACGAUACGAAUGUCGAUCUCCCCGAUGCUGACCCUGCCGACAACAUUGGCAAUAUCCCUCUCGCCGAUGGCAAAGGCAAGAUGAACAUUUUCCGCACCAUGUGCGAAAUGACUGUAAUCGAGAGCAAGGUCUACAGAAGACUUUACUCUGCUAAAGCGACUAAGCUGUCUGAAGGCGAGAUUCUGCAGACAAUCAGCGAGCUCGACAAGGAACUGGAAGACUGGAAAGACAGCAUACCCAUCGACUUUCGACCGGAACACGAGAUCAAGGCUUCGCAUACACCUCUGAUGCUCCACGUGGUGAUGCUGCAUCUAUCAUACUACAAUGCAUUGACCACCAUCCAUCGGAUGACGGUACAUCGUGGCUAUUUCACGAGCCGGCUCUCCGAAUACGCGCUCAAAGGCAUGAACUCGAGACCAUUGAGCCCCCGCAUUUUCGCAUCGGCAGCACUGUGCGCGUCCGCAGCUCGUGCUUCUAUAUCCCUCUUGAAAUACAUCCCACAGGCUGACUGUCAGGUAGUGUGGCUUGUCCUCUAUUUCCCCGUCACUGCCCUUGUGACCUUAUUCGGCAAUGUCCUCCAGAACCCACUAGACCCGCGGGCCAGAUCCGACACCAAGCUUAUGAAUGUGGUCGUUACUUUCUUGGCCACUCUUGGGCAGGAGGCAGAGACCGGCGGCGUCCACCGUAUGCUGGCAGUGUGCUCCGAGUUUGAGCGUAUUGCAAAAGUUGUCAUUGACAAGGCCGAAAAGGAACAAGCUGCAAAGAAGAAACGCAAGAACCACAGUCAGCUUGAUCCGCCUCCAGGUACAACAACGACGACGCAAAGUCCGGCGGCCAAGGUGACGACGCCUAAGCCGAGCACAGAAUACAACUCUGACUCUGGCAGGGAGUUCCGGUCCUCAUUGUCGCCUCGUUUCAAUGGCAAAGCUAAUGCCGAGCUCAACCGGGGUAGUCCAGCAGCGAGCGUGGGUACAGCGGUCAGCCACGAUCCAUCACACCAAGAGAGCCCUGGACAGUGGAUCGAGCCGUUCAACGAGAGCGACAUGCCGGACUUUGCAAACUUCUCAGAUCUCACAGGUUUUGGCCAGCCAAUGCCCACCAUCCCGCCAUUUUCAAACCCGAUGAUGGGCAAUCCGCAACAACCAAUCCUACCGCAGGACAUCUGGCAGGUGCCCAGCAUGGCGCUAGACUGGGACUGGGCGGAGAAGUUUGGCGGAGCAUAUCCUGGCUUCGAAAAUGGCUCCACGAUGCGCUAAAAAGUGGUGUAACCCACCUGUUGCGGCAAAGAAUUCACUUCUGUGACAAUGGCCUCUUGUUGUCACGCUCUUACGUUUUUAUCUUUUUCUAAUCUCUGCAAUGAUUGACGGCCGUCGCUUUGGUUUGGAUACGGCUUGGUGGCCGAGAAAGCGCAUAUACACUGCUGCGAUUUGUAUACAAGGAUAGAAUUCAUCCGUAACAAAUAUUGUUUUUGGUCUUUUG